Clunio marinus is the source of this 237-nucleotide messenger RNA. NCBI's taxonomy places the organism in Eukaryota, Metazoa, Arthropoda, Insecta, Diptera, Chironomidae. The record is from the annotation of a GenBank genome assembly.
AUGUCUUUUGACAAUUUUGCAAAUCGAUGGACAAGAACAAAACGCUUAAGAAGAAGUUUGGAAUUGAAACUGAAACAACUCUCAAGUGUCAAUACCAAGCCACCACAAAUCUCAAGGCGAUUAUCAGGAACCAAACAACUUUUUAACGCAAAAAUAUCGUUUGUGGUCUCAAAACAGCCACCACACAUAAGCAAUUAUGUAUCUACGUGCACACAUGUCGACAACUUUAUGGAUUGA